This is a messenger RNA of Aspergillus pseudoviridinutans, 522 nucleotides long. RefSeq lists its product as uncharacterized. The coding region runs from base 1 to 522 and encodes 173 amino acids. The record is from RefSeq and is a predicted model, not a curated record. NCBI's taxonomy places the organism in Eukaryota, Fungi, Ascomycota, Eurotiomycetes, Eurotiales, Aspergillaceae. The transcript has a single exon.
AUGCAUCCAACACAGGACCAAAGCACGCUCCCGAACAGCAGCUUUGAACAGGGCAAAUGCAUACGGCGUGAGGAGGAUUAUCCCCCCGACCAGCAAGAACUGAGUCAAAUCCUACGGGACAUGCGCCAGGCCCUUGACCCCAUGGGGAUCACCUCGCUGGGUGCAGAUGGUGUCUUCCGCUACCUAACAGCAGACCGAGACGUAAUCGACGCCGUUGGUCUUCGCCCAGGCCUGAUCAAAGCCCUUCUUGAUCGUAUGCCGUUCAGCCAAGACGCUGAGGACAAAUUUCGCGGAGUUGAUGGGACCCUUGUUCCACGGGAACAGUGGUUUAACCCCGACAAAGGUCUGUUGCCGCCGCCAUUGCCGGAGGAAAAGAGGGAACAGGUGAGAAAGAGAAUGGCGGAGGGUGGGGAGGAUUUUCUAAAGAGGUUCAACGAUCCGAAUCGGCCGAGAUGUCCUCUUGUUUUGCGAUCGAAUUAUAACCUCGACCCAAAAGAGGAGGCUGCGGCGGUCAGGUCCUAG